GCUGUCGGCGUCGCCUCUGCGCCCAAGAGGCGUGGAGCAAAGGGCGCGGGAGCCGAGAGCGCUGCGGCCACGCUCCCCGCGCAGAGCCGAGAGGGAGGGGCCGGCGGGGGCCGGGCAGCACCAUAGGCGGCGCGCCGGGCUCGCGGCGGCUCAGUCUCCUCUGGAGCCCAGCCCUGGCCGGCGAGAGCGGUGGUGAGCGCAAGCUGGAGCGGGAGCCCGAGCCUCCGAGCCGGGAGGCGAAGGGCCGAGAAGGCUGUGGACCGAAGCGCGCAUCGCGCUCAGACCCCCGCGGUGUGCGCGUCCUCCUGGCGGAUUCCGCAUCAAUGUCAAAAAUAUUUCCUGUGGAGCAUAAGAACCCCUGAUUGUGGAAGUGCCUCCCAAACACCAUUAACUAUAAAGUGAGGCCAAGUAUGCAAGAACCAUCUGGUUGAGUUUACAAUUUGAAGACCACCGUAUCCACCAGAAGACCCAGGAUGCAUCUGCACCAAAGCACCACCAUCACUUUCUUUGAGAAAUGGUGUUCAGAUAAGUCACCAUCUGGCUGCAAGAGACAUUAUAAUGUCAGGAAAAAAUUAAAGUUAAUUCGAAUCUUAGGCCUUUUCAUGGGCCUGGUAGCCAUUAGCACUGUCCCGUUUUCAAUCAGUGCCUUUUCUGAGACAGAGACCCAGAGCACAGGAAAGGCCAGUGGUGCAAGUGGCCCUAAAGUAGCACAUGGUUACCCUCAGAGGACUCUCUUAGAUUUAAAUGACGAGAUUUGGGAUUACAGUCCACAACCACCUCUUUCACAGGAAGGCAAAUCUGAGAACAGUACAGAUCAUUCCCAAGGAGACUACCCAAGAGACAUCUUUUCCCUCGAGGAGCGAAGAAAAGGUGCCAUCAUUCUGCAUGUCCUUGGAAUGAUCUACAUGUUCAUAGCCUUAGCCAUUGUCUGUGAUGAGUUCUUUGUUCCUUCUUUGACUGUCAUCACUGAAAAACUGGGCAUCUCUGAUGAUGUGGCUGGAGCCACCUUUAUGGCAGCGGGGGGCUCGGCCCCAGAACUUUUCACAUCUCUCAUAGGGGUAUUUAUUGCUCACAGCAAUGUUGGCAUCGGCACAAUUGUGGGCUCAGCAGUGUUCAAUAUCCUUUUUGUUAUUGGCAUGUGUGCUCUGUUUUCUAGAGAAAUCUUGAACUUGACAUGGUGGCCGCUCUUCCGGGAUGUGUCCUUCUACAUUGUUGACUUGAUCAUGCUGAUCAUCUUUUUCCUGGAUAAUGUCAUCAUGUGGUGGGAAAGCUUGCUUCUCUUAUCAGCUUAUUUUGCCUACGUGAUUUUCAUGAAAUUCAACGUCCAAGUAGAAAAAUGGGUGAAGCAAAUGAUCAACCGCAAUAAAGUCGUCAAGGUGACAGCACCAGAGGCCCAAGCAAAGUCGUCUACAGCCAGGGACAAGGAUGAACAGGCCCUACCGCCUAAGCCUCGUCUCCAGCGAGGUGGAAGCUCUGCCUCCCUCCACAACAGUCUCAUGAGGAACAGCAUCUUCCAGCUCAUGAUUCACACCCUGGACCCACUCGCUGAAGAACUUGGAUCAUAUGGAAAACUAAAAUAUUAUGACACAAUGACUGAAGAAGGGAGGUUCAGAGAAAAAGCUUCAAUUCUCCACAAGAUUGCCAAGAAGAAAUGCCAGGUGGAUGAGAACGAGAGGCAGAAUGGAGCUGCCAAUCAUGUGGAAAAAAUCGAGCUCCCAAACAGCACCAGCACAGAAGUUGAAAUGACGCCAUCCAGUGAUACUUCCGAACCUGUACAGAAUGGAAAUCUGUCCCACAGCAUUGAAGCUGCAGAAGCCCAGACCACAGAAACGGGUGAAGACGAGGAGGACCAGCCUCUCAGCCUGGCCUGGCCUUCCAACCCCCGCAAACAAGUCACGUUCCUAAUUGUGCUCCCCAUAGUGUUUCCUCUCUGGGUGACCUUACCUGACGUCCGCAAAGCUUCAGCAAGGAAGUUUUUUCCCAUCACGUUCUUCGGCGCCAUCACCUGGAUUGCAAUAUUCUCUUACUUAAUGGUCUGGUGGGCACACCAGGUUGGAGAGACAAUUGGCAUUAGUGAGGAGAUUAUGGGUCUGACCAUCUUGGCUGCUGGGACCUCCAUCCCUGAUCUUAUCACCAGUGUCAUCGUGGCCCGGAAGGGCCUUGGGGACAUGGCUGUAUCCAGCUCUGUUGGAAGCAACAUUUUUGACAUCACCGUAGGGCUCCCACUGCCCUGGCUCCUGUACACCAUCAUUCACAGAUUCAAACCAGUGGCCGUCAGCAGCAAUGGCCUCUUCUGCGCCAUCGUUCUCCUCUUCAUCAUGCUGCUCUUUGUCAUCCUUUCCAUUGCGCUUUGUAAAUGGCGAAUGAACAAAGUGCUGGGCUUCAUCAUGUUUGGCCUCUACUUUGUGUUCCUGGUGGUCAGCGUCCUCCUAGAAGACAGAGUUCUUAUGUGCCCAGUUUCCAUCUAGCAGGAGAAGCCAUAUCUUGAACCAACAGCCUGGAUGGUCCCUCCCCACUCUGGGUUCUAGGCUCCUUGACCUCUCAAGAAGAGGCAGCUGGAACACAGCCCCGGCAUGUGGCGUGUCCCUCCUUGGCCGACGUGUGGAGGGACGGACUCACACUGGACUGGCUCACUUCACAGGCUGCUUCCACCCUUAUCUACAGAAACAUCUUCAUGCAAGAGACAAAGACAACCGUCCAUUUGAGGCUUCUCUCCACUCACCACUGACAGGUACUCCUCGCUGGUCGGAGGUACAUUCAUUGUAAUGAUACAAGCAAUGAUAGAGGCUGUGUAUAUACAUAUAAAAUACACACUUUAUAAAUAGAUGCACCUGAACACACCCCGCCUGUUCCUGUACUUUAUCUCUCCUACCAUGUCUGUAGAAUAAUACAUACCUGUAUACAAACACAAAGAAACAUUUUAUAUAUAUAUAUGUAAUUAUAUAUAUAUAUAUAAAAAUACAAAUGCAUCUUUUCAGGGAUAGCUCUAGUAUAUUUAUAAUACCUAUUUGAAGAGGGGCAUCAACUUUCAGUCUGAGCUUUACCUCUUAAGUACAAGAGAUGAACUAAGGGAAUAAUCGCUGUGACCUUCAGCCUGCUUUGGACUUAUUGGGAUCCUGCCUGCUAAGGUGGAUGUUUUAGGGAAAUAGGGUGCAGGAGGGAGGGCUGGGUGGAGACUGUCUGUAGAGUUGAGCCCUCCAAAACAUUCCCUUCAGCCAAACAGGGAAGACUCUGCCACAGUGUGGGGUAUACUGACAAAACCCACAGCGUUAAUUGGGACAGACAAAGCGAAAUCCACUUUGGGUGGAUACUGGUUUGGGGGCAAAGGGAAGUUGAUCAGGGUUGGGUUUGGGGGGAUUUUUUAAUAUAUAUAUAGAUAGACAUAUCUAUCUAUAUAUAUAGAUAGAUAGAUAUAUAGAUAUAUACUGCCUCAGCAUGCAAGUAGAAACUAUGACUGCAAACCAAAUUAGCACUCUUCUAGGAAACCAAGGCGAUAUAAACUGACCCCAUAUUGUUCCAACGCAUGUCCCAUUAUCAUCAAAAGAAGGGAGGCAAGUUUAGCUGUGAUUGUCAUUUAGACAUAUUUUAUUGCUAAGGGCUCACAUAUAAUCAAAAUGCCACCAAAAGAGCCCGGAUGUGUAAUAAGAAAUACCAUCUAGUAGAGCGCUCGCUUAGUGAGACUCGCCACCCAGUGGGGGUAUAAGGUCCUAGUUCCUUAAUGCAGCUUCCAGGGUGGUCAUAAAGGGCUUCAGUGUCUGAAGACAUCGUUAUCCCUUAGAUACAACGAAAUUGACUCUGAUCGAUACUGCUUGGGUUGAGGCAGCUUAGACAUGUUUGGAAAGGCGUUUGCACACUAUGACGGUUUCUGAGGCCUAUGUCUAAUGGUAUCAGGACCAGGAUUUGGUUAAAGCCUAUGCACCAUCUGUGUCUCUCCUGCCCUUGGGGCCCCAUCUGGGACUCUUCCUCGCUUACUGAAGACAAUACUCAACAGCUUCUUUUCACUGGCUUCAAGCCAGUCACUCCAAGGUCUUGAUUUCCUGAGUUUGCUCAGCAUUCAUGGGAUAUUUUCAUUUCAUUCAUUCAGUGACCCCCAGGUACUGUUUGACACCGCAUAUGAUUUCUCAGGUCUAUGUCAAUAGAAAAUAAAACUAGCAAGGGAGGGGAAAAAAAAGGCAAACUAAACUGAUGAAAAUAAUAUGCAUUUUUCAUUUCCCCCAAGUUAUGCUUUUCCUAAAAUCACUUGUAAACAUCAGUAGAGGAUGGCUCGUUCUGCACUCAUCCUAUCUAAGUUGGCACACACCACAUAUGGGAAACUAUACCAUAUAUGUCCUUGUCUCCAAUCUGUUGUGUCACUGAUCUGCUGUGAUUUUGUUGUCGGCACGUGCCUCCGGUCAUAGGGAGAUAGGAUGCAGAACUCACUGGUGAAAAAAGAGGAAAGGAGACCUGACAGCCCCAGAUCAACCUCAGUAUUCCUUCCACAAAAUCUCCGCUCACUCCACAGAACAUGGCAGUAAUGGGCGGCACGAAUCAUUGCUCUUCACUCACAAGCAAAAGCUGCUUCUAAGUGGAGGCCCACUGGGAAAACAAGAAAUCAAGGAGGCUGCCACCCAGGAGGCUAGCUUUCAAGUCUCUCCAACAUUGCAAAGUCUGGUUUUCAGUUGUGUGAGAGAAACCUGUGUCUCGUUCAUCAAGGGCAGAAUUUUGUAUUGAGGCAAGAAUUCGUGCUAGUUCCUUAGAGUGAAAGAGAAUGAGUAAGUGAACUUCUCGUUACAAGCUCUGGUGGUUUUCCCUGUGCAUGACUUGAAGGGGAGCAAAGUUGCUUAUUGCGUGAAUAUGUGUUGUUGAAGGGUUUGUUAUUUGAAAGAAGGCAUGAACAGGUGACUUUGACUCAACUGUAGAUAGACUGUGUAAAACCAGAAAGGAUGAGGGAGGUCUGGUGCAGCCCUGUUUCCUACUCCAGCGCUUCCUGAUGCUUCUUCUGCCUGCUCACUUCUUCCCGUUAAUUCCCAGCUCACAGCAAAGACUCACCCAAGCAGCCAUGGAGCAUUUUACUUGCCUGGGAGCUCCGUUUCAAAGGGAGUGUGUGAUCAUUAAUGAAAAUUUGUAUUCCAGAAGACAAUAUCCCGAAGCCCUGUUCCCACCUCAGUGAUGUCCACUGACCAUGAUGUACAACUGCAGUGAUCCUUGUUGGCUGGUACUCAGGCAUCUCCUCCCUGCCACUGCUUGCCCUUGCUUUCCCCUCAUGAUGUGUCUGGGAGGUUAUGUGUCAGGCGAGUCUAAAUCCAGAGAGAAAUGUAUGGGAUGCAACCGUAGAUCUUGAAAAGCAUUAACAUCAUUAACAUAAGAAAGAACUUUCCACAUCAUGGUUCUCUGAGUAGGUCAUCUCCACUGCCUUUUCUGCAUGACUGUGUAUGUACAUAUGUAAAUAUGUAUCUUUAUACCAGAUCUAUAUGUGUAUACACAAUAUCACUUACAUCAUCACCCUCUGACCCAAUCACAUUGGGGAUUCAAAAGCAGGAAGCAUCAAGGUUGCCAUAGCGAAGGAAAAGGAGAGUCAUGCACACCAACCACCAAAGCAAACAUUUCUUCUUGAUCUCCCAGGGUUUGUUCUGUGCACAUGCACAUUUGUACCCACUCCAUAUAUUUUCCCACCCAAGAAGAUAGAUGCACAGCCUUACAGAAAUGGCCAGCCAUAUGUAGAAGUAAAAAAUACACGACAGAAAAGUACAGGGGGAAAAAAAUUAGACUGCAGACACUCUUCACUUCACUGGAACAGGGUGUAAAAUAAUACCAAAAAUUCAAGAGCCAAGUUUGUACUGCUCAAUCUGAUAUAAAUGAGCUGCCUCCGAAUGGUUCCAUUUACCCACAGCGAACCGAGCUGUCACCUUCCCUUGCUUGCUGUCACCUCCUCUGUUGCCCUAGGCAGCCUCAGGACAGGAGAGCAACUUGACUCAAACUGAAAGUGCCCAAACAGAACCUUCUAAAUUGCAUCUGGGAAUGCCCACGCAGGGUCCAGCUGCCCUCUGAACCUGACGAGCUCCUGAAGAGCUGAAGCUGGAGAUGAGAUGGUGUUUACACAGCCUCCCAAGCUGUAAGCCGAGCCAGGCAGUGACAGAUCAGGAAAGCACAGUACGUGUGCUGGGAUAGGGGUAGGGUUAUUUAUCAAAUUGAAAGAUGCAGGAGCACAUCCUAACAUCUUUUCAGAAGGUUAUCAAAAGAGGCCGGGACUGUUUCAUAUUCGGGGAAAAUGCUUUGUAAGGCUUCGAGCAGGUGUCACCUGACAAGGGCCAUUAUAAUUUACUUUCUAGGGAAGACAUGAAUCAGGUGCUUUGGCGCCCUUUCAGCAAAACACAGCUGCCUCGCUGAUGAGACAUUUGAUAGUGUUAAAUGUACAUCCAUUACGAGGCAGGGAGAGAGUUGGCAGACUCCCCACCAUUGCUCGUAGCUCUUUAACUGUCCCCUCGGGAACAGGGAGAUAGGAGAUGAGCUAUAAAGGGAAGCCCCCCUCCCACGACACCUUAUCAGCUCACCAAGGGAAUGACAACAGACACAGCUGCUGGCGGAUAGACAGUGGGGGAAGAUGGGACUUCUGCUACAGUGCUCUGCUAAAAUUACUGGGGUGGAAGAUCUGACAUGUGUCUGACAACCUGCCUGAAUCCAGGCAUUUCAGACAACUUCCCUAUAUCUACCAACACACACGUGCACGCACACACACACACACACACACACACACACACAGAGAUUAUGAGGAUGCGAAGCUUUCUUGCGCCUAGACAGAUUGUUACUCCAGUAAGUAAGCGGCCAUAUUAUAAGAGGCAGCUCCGUUCCAAAAGAAAUAAAAGGAAAAUGUUCUCAGGGUGGUUUCUGGAGAAGUCAGCUGUCUCCUGAAAGCUUGUUAUAGAAGCUAUUGCUCAUUCUUGCUAAGCCAGAUCUUAGGUGACUACCUGGCUUAAUAUUUUUAAAAGAUACAUCCUCAACUCCUAUAGUGUCCUCAGUAAUAUUGUCUUCAAAUAGUAGAUAAGAGAUUGUCAUUAAGGGAGAGUUUAUAGUAUGGGGGGUGGUGGGUAAGGAAAGGAAAGAAAGGAGAAAUUAAUUUACUUUCACUAGGAUUCCCAAGAAAGCAAGUGAUAUAGAUCUCUGUAUAGUUUAAAAUAAUUACCAAUUUCAGGCUUUUUUUUUUUAACCAAUUACAAGCGCCUAUAUAGUGUCCCAGAUUAAAAAAAAAAAGGCCCCUUCUCAAGAUUAGGCCUUGGGAAAGAUAGAUAAUGUGCUCCUGGUCCACUGUCUAUUUCACGUGAGCACCUUGCCUUUGUCACUUCAUGUUUCUUUUUUAAUCUCACAGCUUCAUAUUCUUUGAAAUGUAUAGCAGUCGAGAAAAGCAAUAAAGCCAACUAAACUCCAGGACUUAAAAUUACACCAUCACAAUAUUUUUCUCACUUCACUGAGAGCUUUGAAACUGCAUGGGCUGUGGCAUUAAUUGAGGCAUCUGUAGAAAUCAAAGGCACACUCACGUUUGCUAUGGAAGUAACAUGUACUUUCUACCUGGAUCCCCCACCCCCCACCCCUAAUACUACAUGCACUGCCAUGUGACAUGCCUUCCCACAUGCAGGGAAUCGGCCUUGCUCAGAACCACCUGAAUUCCACAGUGGUCUUUAAUCUGACUGGUGACAAUUUUCUUUAGAAAGAGCUACACAGGACAAACCAAUCCACAAGUCAGCCAGUUUUUUAGAGGCAGAAAUGACCCUGUAUUUAUGACUAGAUAGAUAACUAUGUUCAAAUGUGUGAGAGACUGUGCAGCAUCAAAUUAUUUAAACCAAAGCACUUUCACUAAAUGAUGCACAGACCGGAAAACCAUAAAUAAUUAUUUUUAAACAGAUAAAUACCUAAGUCUAAAAGAGGGUCAUAGGAUUUGCAGGGAGUUUGCUAAAGGUUUAAUUCCAUCAAGAGAGUUUGUCCAAACCAUCGUCCUAAUCUGAAGGACAGCCCUUUUAUGGGAAAGAAGCCCUAACCUAGAUCUUUCCGGUGUAACACAGUUCCACGAACUAUUAACAUUUACAACUAUCAGCAUCAGAAAAGCCUUCGUCCAGGUGAACUCAAGCCCCUCAAGUUGAUGACUUACCCUGUUUUUUUCCUCUUUGGCAGAAAAGAACUGCAUCUGGGCACUCUUCACUAUUUACCCGUAACAUAGUUGGGAGUCACCCUAUGUGACCCUUUAUGUUCAUUGAAGUAUCUUUAGAUUUUUAUUUCUGCGUCAUUUCUCCUAACCUUCUUAAUAAUUUUUACAGCUCUUCUCCACUAAGCCUUUCAAAAUGCUUUAUGUUGCUCUUAAAUUAUGGAACCUUCUGACUAGUUAUGACACAAGUAUAAGGUCUGAGCACAGCUGAAUUACAGCCUCGAACCGAACCUAACGCUUUGCUCACUUUUUAUGCAUGUUUCUGUUGCCUUUACCUUUUAGGAAGUCGCACUCCAUUGCUAAUUCACGUUCAUUUUGUGUUCCCUGCGACUCCUGUAACUUUCUUCCAAGACAUUUGGAUGAAGCCAGUGCACUUCUGAGUUUGCCCCAACGCAUUUGAGUAGGUGUCUUACUUACUAUGAGCCACGCUCAAUUUGGCCUUAGGAGUUUCAGUCUGUCUUCUCUAACCCUACAUCCAGUUUUCAAGUCCAGGUUGGACCCAGUUCUUACUCCACUUUAAGAUUCUCACCACAAACCUCCCCAGUUUACAUGCACUUGGCCAAUUUAAUGAGAAUGUGAAUACUCAAAAAUGCUACAUUCUUGCCCCCAACAACUUACAUUUGUAUGAUUGACUACUUCUUGGGGUGGGGGGAGAGGAAAUCCAUCUUAAUUGCUACUAAAAUGUGAACAAAAUUCACAAGCAAAAGAGAGCAAAGUCAUAGAAAUAACCUAAGAGCACCAGCAGGCAUUUAUCCUCCAGUGAAAAGUCUGAAAUGAAAAA
This is a messenger RNA of Rhinolophus ferrumequinum (greater horseshoe bat), 8954 nucleotides long. It is a transcript of the gene SLC24A2, whose product is annotated as solute carrier family 24 member 2. Gene Ontology annotation, cellular component: membrane. The record is from RefSeq and is a predicted model, not a curated record. The coding region runs from base 474 to 2468 and encodes 664 amino acids. Gene Ontology annotation, biological process: long-term synaptic depression; intracellular calcium ion homeostasis; calcium ion transmembrane transport. The transcript is spliced from 11 exons. Gene Ontology annotation, molecular function: calcium channel activity; calcium, potassium:sodium antiporter activity. NCBI's taxonomy places the organism in Eukaryota, Metazoa, Chordata, Mammalia, Chiroptera, Rhinolophidae.